AUGGUUACUGUCGAUAGUUUUGCUCAUGGCGAGCCAGAAACGCCGCGUUUCGGCGACGACCUCGGCUCUGACUCUGCUUGCUCCACGCCGUUCGUCAGCGCUCCGUCUAGUCCCGGCCGUGGUGCACCGCCGGGUUAUUUCUUCAGCGCACCGUCGAGUCCCAUUCAUUUCUUCAUGUGCUCUGCUGCUCCGUCGGAGAAUAAUACGAAGCUCGACUCGUCUUCUCCCGGCGACUCCGAGUUCGAUUUCUCGUCUCGUUUGUCUUCCAGCAGCGGUCCUAUAGGCGGCGUACCGAUGACCUCCGCGGAGGAGCUCUUCUCCAACGGUCAGAUCAAGCCGAUGAAGCUCUCUUCCCAGCUCCAGAGGCCUCAGAACUUAGAGGCGUUACAAGACGGUGGUGUGAAUAGGCGAGGGAGAGAUUUGAAGUUGAGAAGCGGAUCUGUUCAACGCAAAGCUAGAUCUCUCUCUCCAGUCCGAAACGCAGCGUAUCAAUUAAACGAAGAGGAGGAAGAGGUGAAGGAGUGUAUACGGAAGCUACCUGAAGAUUAUGAAGACGAAACCAAGAGUAACGAAACUGAAACGACGCCGUCUUGUUUUCGUUCGUCGUCUUACGGUAGGAACUCGAAGAAAUGGAUCUUCCUCAAGGAUCUGCUGCUCCACCGAAGCAAAAGCGAAGGAAGAGGAAACGGCAAGGAGAAGUUCUGGUCAAACGUUUCAUUCUCUCCGGUCAUUCUCAAAGAGAAGAAACUCAAAUCAGAGGACGCAGCAUCCGUCGAGAGACAGAAACUGUUGGAUAAGCUUCAAGAGAUAAUUUAG
This is a messenger RNA of Raphanus sativus (radish), 816 nucleotides long. RefSeq lists its product as uncharacterized. The coding region runs from base 1 to 816 and encodes 271 amino acids. The transcript has a single exon. NCBI's taxonomy places the organism in Eukaryota, Viridiplantae, Streptophyta, Magnoliopsida, Brassicales, Brassicaceae. The record is from RefSeq and is a predicted model, not a curated record.